UCCGCCUAAAGGGUUGACGCCUUGACGGUUUCUUCAUCAUAACAAUUCUCUUCCUUAAUGGACGCAAUCAUCAUCAUGCUCGGCCGUUGACCCCAAUCACGACGUCAUUUUCAAUCGCUCCUUCCGUUUCUCUGGUUUUUCAUUCUCAUCAUUUCGUAUACGUAUCUACGUGUCCAACGUUUUUGUUGCUGAGAUCUGAAAUUUUCUCACCAGUAUAGGGGAAUUGAAGAAUAUUUGAUAGAUAGUCGGUUAUAGGGAUCCACCAUGGGCGGAAAUGAAGCGGUGAAGCUUGAUGAUGAGCAGAUAGCCGAAUUACGGGAGAUUUUCCGGUCAUUUGAUCGGAAUAACGACGGAAGCUUGACGCAGCUCGAGCUCGGAUCAUUACUCCGAUCGCUCGGCCUCAAUCCGAGUGCGGAUCAGAUGGACUCAUUAAUCCAGAAGGCCGAUAGGAAUAGCAACGGCUUGAUCGAGUUCUCGGAGUUCGUCGCGCUGGUGGAGCCGGAGCUCAUACCGGCCAAGUGUCCGUACACGGAGGAGCAGCUGCGGAAGAUAUUCCGGAUGUUUGACAGAGACGGCAAUGGAUACAUAACAGCGGCCGAGUUGGCGCAUUCCAUGGCUAAGCUAGGCCACGCCUUGACGGCGGAGGAGCUGACGGGGAUGAUCAGGGAGGCCGAUACUGACGGCGAUGGCUGUAUCAACUUUCCGGAGUUCGCUCAGGCAAUAACCUCUGCUGCAUUUGAUAAUUCCUGGAGUUGAUGCUCCAUGAGAAUUCAAAAAUUUUCAAUCUGCCCUAGACUUCAUCUUCAUUUUCGACCCCCUUUUCCCCAUUCAUUUAGUUGCUGCUUAGAUUAUACUUCAUCUGGCAGUGAUAUAACGGCAUACACUUUAUCUGAUAAUUUUGGGCAUUGCAAUGUAAAUUAAGAAUGCAAUGUGUAAAUGGUUUUGGGAUUGUAGGAUUAAAAAUAUAGAUUUAACUUGUUUCUUAAUCAAAUUAACUACAAUUCUGGUCUUGAA
This is a messenger RNA of Ipomoea nil (Japanese morning glory), 1014 nucleotides long. Its product is annotated as probable calcium-binding protein CML18. The coding region runs from base 265 to 756 and encodes 163 amino acids. Gene Ontology annotation, molecular function: calcium ion binding; enzyme regulator activity. NCBI's taxonomy places the organism in Eukaryota, Viridiplantae, Streptophyta, Magnoliopsida, Solanales, Convolvulaceae. The transcript is spliced from 2 exons. The record is from RefSeq and is a predicted model, not a curated record.